Eriocheir sinensis (Chinese mitten crab) is the source of this 5125-nucleotide messenger RNA. RefSeq lists its product as uncharacterized. The transcript has 2 exons. Gene Ontology annotation, molecular function: protein dimerization activity. The record is from RefSeq and is a predicted model, not a curated record. NCBI's taxonomy places the organism in Eukaryota, Metazoa, Arthropoda, Malacostraca, Decapoda, Varunidae. The coding region runs from base 3195 to 4649 and encodes 484 amino acids.
AGUUGGGCAGUUGUCUGUGUGAAGUGGACGAGGCCAGAAGGAGGUAGCGGGCCUCUCCUUCCCUCCACAUCGACUCAGCCAGCGCCACCACUGGUGACUUCAGCCACCAGGACAACCGUCUGUCCAGCCAAGCCUCAAUCACUCCUCCACCAAGGAAGGUGAAAGUCACACUCUCGUAUGGACAAGUCCCUCGUGUACCUUCGCAGCGAGCAACCAUAAACAGUGCCACACUCCUAACCUGCUGCUGCUGCUGCUGCUGUUGCUCACCAUCGCCGCCGCCGCAGACUCUUGGAGACUCAGUCUAACGCCACACUCCAGGCUGUGAGGGCGGGCAUCCCGUGCCCUCCCUAGCAUCGCGGUCACUCGGGCCAUAACAGGUGCAGCGUCGGGACAGAAUAGACGCAGGUCGUUAGUGACUUGACUCCGCCGUCAGCGUCGCCGCCGAGAGUACACGAAUACAAGGAGUUGCUUGCCCGCGUGGUGCUGCGUGUUGUGAAGGAUCCUGCAGUGCCGCUUGGGUGCUCCCUGUGAAUGAAGUGACGUUGGUGUGUCGGCUGUGAAUGAACAUCGCGCACGAGGACACGACACGGCCCGCUGACUCUGUGCUCCUGCAGCCUCACGCCCCUUACCUCCCCGCACGGUUGUGGGUGUCGGCCGACAAACGACAACUUGGACGGACGCCAGCCUGCCAGCCUGCCAGCACCGCCUGCCAGACCAUCGCUGCUAAACCGUCAACCUGUCCUGCCCCGCCCCGCAACCCACGACGCUCGGGAGGCGAAACAGACCGCAGAAACAAACAACGCCUUCAGGAACCGCAGAAACAAGUGGGAACGCUAACCAGUCCGAGGAACAAGACGUAAAGAACACAACCCCGCGAUAGGUGAAGUUUUAGCCUCGUGUUCACGACCGUAGAAAGUGAACGACUGACUUUAACAGAUUAAUAAGUCGCAGCGGACCAUAUAAAGCGAGUAGUAGGCGAUUAGUCCACGCCCAGAGAAGAAGCGGACCACUUGGAGCCCCCCGGGACACUCUCAUAAAGGAAGAAGCGGAACGAAGCGACCUUGAGGCUGCCAAACGUGCCGUGUCAAGGGAGCCGUGCCAAGAAAACCCGCAGACUUGGGGGAACCCGCCGUGUCACCCUCCUACACAGUUGUUGCCGGAGAGGUCGUCAAACUGAGGCGGGCGGUCGUAAACUCAUUGAAAGGUGCCGAGAAUCUCCUCCCUGAACGACCAGCCCACCCGACUCGACGACCUGAUUGUAGAGGCGGGACAGAGGCAGGAUCAUCAGCGCGUGGGGCGGCGGUUCCCUCCCAGCAGGACCUCUGGGUGAUGUAGCCCGCCAUCCACGUCCCGCUGCGCCCGCCAUCCGCCGACUCCCCUCCAUCACCCACCCUCGCCACAUCACCCACGGGAUCUUACGGAUAUCAUCUGUACCUGUUUAUAUAUACGUCUCCUGCUCUUGCACAGCCGCCCACUCAUCACUCCCCAGGACGCCGCUCUCCCUCGCUCUUCCGUCAGGAAGAAGCUUAAGAGGCUCCUGUGCACCACUAACGCCUCUUCAACCCCCUCGCUUCGUCGCCACUUUGCACGCGGCAGGGCCCUGGCUUCAUCACAGCCCCGGCGCCCUCCUCCGGUCUCCGUCAAAGGCCAGACCGGCUAUCUUCGCUAUCUUCAACAUCCCAUUUGCGUCCUUGUGUCGGCCUCUCCGCUGAUGAUCGAUAUGCACACAGCGGCAAGCAGAGGACUCGAGUAGCAGGCAGCAGCUCCCCCACAUACCGGGCACCACGUCGACCCACCGCAGGCUUUGUUGUGGCUUGGUGGGGAGGCCGCUUUAUCAGAGGCGGGGACGCACACUGCCCUCCGAUAAGCCUCUCAUUCUUCCCGGUGCGGGCGUGUUAUCACUAACUUGUACACCGCCGUGAAAAAGAACUCCCUAGCGAGGCAUCCGGCCACACAAGGCAGGGAAAAAAAGAAGCGUGAGAUUGGGAUCAAAGACUUAGUGAGGCGACUUUUGACUCGGGUGAAAAGAGUUGAGCUUUAUGGUAUCGGCAGAAGGUUGUGGUCCCGAGGAGUGACUUUAAUAGGAGGCAACUGGAACCUUUUGCGGACCGACUACAGUGCAACGAGACUGGGACGCUGUUCUCAAGGGGGUCUUCGUCGCUUCUGUGCGCGCAAAGGAGUGAGUGAGAGAUAGAAAACGGAGAUAAACGCAGUGAGGGACGUAGUUACCACCGGUUUUCUUGUCGAGCCUUGGGAGUUAUCGCGCGAUCGGCCGUAAACCCACAAAAAAUAAUCACGUGUCAACAUACAACUACUAUUUCAUACUUCAGGGAGACAAUCGGGAGUCGUGUUUCAGGUCCCGGAGCCAAGAUAACCGGCAUUACAGUAAUCGUUUCUACAUGCUAAUCGGCGGCCGCUGAGGGACUGACUACCUGGAGUGCUACAGCAAGGCGACACUCCCUCCCUCCCUCCCGCGCCCACCCCUGCAGCUGGUGCCUCGUAGUGUGUGAGCGAGGCAGGUUUUGUGUGUCAUCUUACUCGGGAAUCUCCUCAAGGUUGUAAACUCUAGGUCCUAAGAGAAUAGUAUUAAGGAACUUUUAUAAUCACCACAGCAACACAAACCCUUAUAAGCUGUACUGUAAACCCUUAUGCAAAUUACCUCCUGUUUACUCCGCGACGUUUUUUAGAGAUAAGAAGUGUUUGUGUUGUUCCCCGGGAAACACUUGCCGCGGGAAACGUGACUACACUUAGAACGAGGCGCCUAGCGACGCUUACACGUGAGCAGCGAAUCAUAAAUCUCUGAGGUGAUUUGUACCUGCCCGCGGCGUGACGUGAGGUCUACCUGUGGAAAGGAGGAAGGAAGGAGGUGCGACCCCGGGCGCGCCAGAAGCCUACACAAACACUCAGAGCAAACACUCGUUCCUCCAGGCUCCCAGCGCCCCCCGUCGGCCCCACACGCACCCCGGCUGCCCCAAGACCGCUGUUCAAGCCCCGGGGUGAAGGGCAGCAAUAAAUCACACACCUGUGCACAUAUUUUGGUGGGUGAUGUGUUUGUUGGCCCGCCAGCUGUUAGUGACGGUGUCUGCCACACUCACCACCUGAACAAACACGCCGCGUCUGGGUAUUGUGCUGUUUGGGCAGCGCUGUGUGCACUGUAAUACCUUGUUUGCCUCAGAGCUUAGCAAGCACUCAAGAUGAACAUGGACAGUAAGAACGGGGGCAAAUACGCCCUGAGAACCAAGUCCAUCAUCAAGAGAAUAGAAUCCGAGAAGAACAGAGCGACGACGAAGAGGAAAGAGCCGAAGGAGAAACAGAAACCGCCGCCGCUCAGCAAAUACCGCCGCAAGACUGCAAACGCGCGGGAGAGAAACAGGAUGAAGGAGAUUAACGACGCUUUUGUCAGCCUGCAGCAGUCCAUCCCGGACCUUCCCGGGGCCGACGCCGAGAAGCUGACCAAGAUCACGGUGCUGCGCCUCGCCGUCAACUACAUCAACGCCCUCGCCGGCGUUCUCAACUCCGACCCCGUCAGUGUGACCGACAUCGACGACGUGCGUGAACUGUGGUGCCUCGAAAAUGCGCACAUGGCCCGCCCCGAACACUGUGUGCGGCCAGUCAUAAGAACUAACAAGGUGCCCGGCGGCGGCGUCCCCAGCGGGGCCACCAAAAUCAAGUGUAGUGCCGGCGGCAAAAUGAACCACACGGGCGGCAACAAUGCCAACGGCAAUAACAAUAACAAAGUGUCUAAGCCGAAAUGUCCUUCCGUUGGAAAAACAGCUGACAGUAGAAACAAAAACAGUCUUGGGGGCAAAACGAUACCGAAGCGGCCGAGUAAGUCAAAGAGUAAAACGAAAGUGUGCAAGACCGCGAGCAUAGCGACGAGCAACGGCGCGUACAUCACCCUCAAGAACGUGGCGCUGCAGACGCCGCCGCACAAGCUGGGCAAGCACGCCAACAACGAGCCGCUCAUGAUGUCCAUGACGGUGAAGCGGCCGCGGCAGGACCACUACAUGGCGCCGCGCGAGGCCAAGAUGCCGCGGCUGGAGCCCCUCAUGCCCAUGACGGCCGUCAACCAGCCCAUGCUCGCCCUCACGCCGUGCCGGACGGACCUGUGCCACGUGCCCGCCUCCAUACCCGGCCACGACACACCCGAGCCCCUCGUGGGGGCCACGCCCUUCACGCCGCGUCGCUACCAGCGCGCCGGCCCCCUCACCCUCUACAGCCCCACCGAGACCACGCCCGUCAGCGUCCUGCAGGACCUCGACAGCCCCGUCGUGAGAAACGACGUACUGCUGGAGUUCCCGAGAAGCGGACGACACUUCAGCGACUCCUCCUGCGCUGACUCCGCCUUCUCCAGCGAGGGCUCGGCCCCGCCCAGCCCCAUCACCAACUUCACCUCCAUCACGCCCGCGCCGGUGCCCAUCGGGGACACCUCCCCGACCUUUUCCGUCACCUCCAGCGACUUCUCCGUGUGCGGGUCGACGUCAGACUGUGACAGCGUGCUGACGCUGGGCAGCCUGCUGGGCGAUGACCCCUUCGAGGAGGAGCUCGACCACCUGACCUCAACCUUCGCCGACGGCGACGACACACUCAACCUCUUCCUCGCAAACAAUGCAUCGAACUUUAUCUGCUCGGAGAUCGACGACUGUUAGCGCGGCGCCGCCAGCGAGGCAGCUGAGCAACAUGAUGGCGUGGAGUAAGGCAGCGUUCAGACAGCGAUCUUUGUGUGACAGACAGACACUCGGGACACGAGUCUACUUGAGCGUUCAGACAGCAAUGUUUGUGUGACAGACAGACACUCGGGACACGAGUCUACUAGCGUUGGACAGACACUUGGUGUUAAGCAUCAACUUGUUCUUGUAAGCGUUUGCAUAGCUGAAGGAAGCAGCCCUUUGUGGUGCACGUGUGUGACAGACAGCCUGUACAAUAUAAUAGAGCAUUGCAUUUGUGACUAAAAGAUAAUGUAAUGACUAUACGUAACGUAAGUAUAGAAUCCUACAUAUCAACCCCCUGUGUUCACUGUGUAUAUCAUGUGCUCUUCCACCCUGGCUUUUACUGUAAAUAUAUGUCUCUCUUUUACGAAAGUGUUUCAAUUACUGAACCACCCUCAGCUGACCCCUCUCCUAGA